AUGAACACAGAACGCAUGCAGUUCGUGGAGGAACAUGUUCCCCAGCGCAAGGUAGAGAUAUGGCGCGCAAUUACUGAUGAGACUUAUGAGACUGGAAAUACACCUGGCAUCAUCGGAUCUCUUUUCGAUGGACUAAUCGCGUAUCUACAAGGCAUGCUUCGCGAGAUCGUACAACCCGAUGUUGAACCGAUAACCUAUGGGCUUUUGGAGCGCGGCGCUACGUCCCUGCUGUUCUGGGGACUCGAUCAUGGUGUCUCUCAGGGCGAUCUCGACAGAUCGCUCCAACACUCCGCUCUAUUGCGGGACACAAUCCUACUAGUGCUCAUCUCUAUCGGUGAGCUUCUAAGCCAAGGUUCCAUGGAAAUCUCCUCGGCAAAGAUACAUAGACAGCUCAUGGUCAGCUCCAACAUCGCUACAGCGAUCGAGAAAGCCAAGUUUGCUGUAAAAGAAACAGACGAGCUAGACCAAAGCUAUGAAAUUAUUGAUGAGCCAGUAGAAGCGUGCAAGGUCUUACAGAGCAAGGUCGAUUGCUUGAUAGCGCUCAAUGCCAGUAUCGAAUGUCCUACCGAAAGCGAAUCCGACAAUGACGAAGAGACCAGGACUGGCACAGUCCUACAAGAUCUUCCCGCGCAUCAGUACUUUGCAGAUCUGAUUGCAGCCAGGUUUCCCACUGCUCAACUCGAACUAGUCGAAAAGCUCGGACUCACCAACUGGUCACGUUAUAACCAAGUCCAACAGCAGAGAGAUAGCUUGCAGACAGAGGUUGAGUCCGUUUCUAUGGAUCGCGACCUCCUGCCACGCCUGCAACGCCACUUGGUAGAGCCUUGA
Molecule: messenger RNA, 828 nt
Organism: Alternaria atra
Lineage: Eukaryota; Fungi; Ascomycota; Dothideomycetes; Pleosporales; Pleosporaceae
Exons: 2
Coding region: 1-828 (275 amino acids)
Source: RefSeq, a predicted model, not a curated record